This is a messenger RNA of Zingiber officinale, 2660 nucleotides long. Its product is annotated as receptor like protein kinase S.2-like. NCBI's taxonomy places the organism in Eukaryota, Viridiplantae, Streptophyta, Magnoliopsida, Zingiberales, Zingiberaceae. Gene Ontology annotation, biological process: protein phosphorylation. Gene Ontology annotation, cellular component: plasma membrane. The transcript has a single exon. The record is from RefSeq and is a predicted model, not a curated record. The coding region runs from base 1 to 2448 and encodes 815 amino acids. Gene Ontology annotation, molecular function: protein kinase activity; ATP binding.
AUGCCGACCAUCCCGCGCCUCUGCUACGUUGUCCCCGCCGCCGGAGACGCCGAUGACGGCGACCGCUCCCUGUUCUACUCCGCUAAAUCUUCGAUCGGGAAGCGUCCUCGUCGCCGAAAUCAUCGCCUCGGUAUCUCUGCCUGCGCCGACGCCGUCCUCCGCUGGCUCUGUCCCCGUGGCCGACGGUGCCUCUGCUUCCGUGAUAAUCACCGCGCCGUCGACCCCGACUCCAUCUGCUUCGAGGAUAUCGCCGGCGUGCACUCGCCACCACACGUCCACAAGGCCAUCAUCGGUAGCAGCCCCCGGAUUUUUUGCUACUCCGAGCUUUAUAUCGGGACCAACGGGUUUAGUGACAGGGAAAUCCUCGGCAGCGGCGGCUUCGGGCGAGUGUACCGCGCGGUGCUUCCCAGCGAGAGCACUGUCGUGGCAGUCAAGUGCGUCGCUCGAUGUGGCGAUCGGUUCGAGAAGGCCUUCUCGGCGGAGCUGGUGGCCGUCGCUCAGCUUCGCCACCGCAACCUCGUCCGCCUUCGGGGAUGGUGCGUCCAUGACGACCAGCUUCUCUUGGUUUACGAUUACAUGCCCAACCAAAGCCUCGAUCGCUUCCUCUUCCUUCCGCUCGCUGCCGGAGCGAAACCGCUCGACUGGGCGUGCCGUCGACGGAUCGUGAAGGGCCUGGCGGCGGCCAUGUUCUACCUCCACGAGCAGCUCGACACGCAGAUCAUCCACCGCGACGUGAAGUCCAGCAACGUCAUGCUCGACUCGGAGUUCAACGCCCGGCUCGGCGACUUUGGCCUCGCUCGGUGGCUAGAUCACGGUGACGAAGUCUCUGAGACCUUGAUACGGUCUUUCUCCACGACGAACUACCAGUUUCGGCUGACGGAAACGAGCCGGGUCGGCGGCACGAUUGGGUACAUCCCGCCGGAGAGCUUCCAGAAGCUCCGCAGCAGUGCGGCAACGGCGAAGUCGGACGUUUUCAGCUUCGGGAUCGUGGUUCUGGAAGUGGCCACCGGGCGGCGGGCGGUGGACCUCUCGUCGCCGGACGAUCAAAUCUUCCUGCUAGAUUGGAUCCGGAAACUCGCGGACGAGGGUCGCUGCCUCGACGCCGUGGAUCAAAGACUGCCGGAUGGUACCUUUUCUUUGUCGGAGAUGCGGCGGCUCAUCCACCUCGGCCUCCUCUGCUCCCUCCACGACCCGCACGCACGGCCGACCAUGAAAUGGGUAAUGGAGACUCUCUCGUCGCAGAGCAACUCCGCUGAUGACCUCCCCUCUCUCCCAAGUUUCCAAUCCCAACCGGGAUACAUCACCUUCUCUCCUUCCACCACCACGACAUCCAAACCGCCCGCCACUACAUCCAACUUCCUCACCGCCGGGAACUCCACCCUGUUUUUAACAGCAGACGACGAUGGCAGCGAUAAUCGCUGCCAAGCCGGAAAGAAAAUGCCCAUUAUAGACACGCCGCGGGAGAUCACAUACGACGAGAUCGCGGCGAUCACAAACAAUUUCUCGGAGUCGCAGAUGGUGGCCGAGAUGGACUUCGGCACCGGCUACCGCGGCUACAUUGACAACCGCUUUCCGGUGCUGGUGAAACGACUCAGGAUGCGCACGUGCCCGGCGCUUCGAGCUCGGUUCGCCGGCGAGCUCCACAACCUGGCGAGGUUGCGUCACCGCCACCUAGUCCAGCUGCGCGGAUGGUGCACGGAGCAGGGCGAGAUGUUGGUCAUCUACGACUACUCCACCCCCAGUCUCCUCAGUCACCACCUCUUCCACCUCCGCACGGCGGCCCUGCCUUGGCGCCACCGCUACCACAUCGUCAAGUGCCUCGCCUCCGCCGUGCUCUACCUCCACGAGGAGUGGGAGGAGCAGGUGAUCCACCGUAGCAUCACUUCCUCCGCCGUCUUCCUCGACCCGGAAAUGAACCCCCGGCUCGGUGCCUUCGCGCUAGCUGAGUUCCUCUCCCGCAACUCGCACGGCCACUUCUCGGGGGCCCCCGCCGCGGCGGCGCGCGGCAUUUUCGGGUACAUGUCGCCUGAGUACGUGGAAACAGGGGAGGCAACAACGAUGGCGGACGCGUACAGCUUCGGAAUGGUGGUGCUCGAGGUGGUGAGCUGGCAGAUGGCCGUGGACUUCCGUCGGCCGGAGGUGCUUCUGGUGAAGAAGGUGUGGGGGUUGGAGGCGAGGAAGCGGCCGCUGGAGGAGCUCGCCGACGGGAAGCUGGAGGGGGAGUUCGAUCGCGAGGAGUUGACCAGGCUGGUGAAGCUUGGGAUUGCCUGCAGGCGAUCGAACCCGGAGAGGAGACCGAGGAUGAGGCAGAUCGUGAGCAUAUUGGACGGCAACGACGGGCUGCUGAAGGAAUUAAGGCAUAAGAAGGAGGGCAGAGGCGACUGGGAAGGGAAGAAUGCUGCAACGCUGUCAAUGGUUAGGAGAAUUCAGGCACUUGGGAUUCAGUGACAGAUAUCAUCGAUCACAGAUCUCGCCAACUCUUUCUCUGCUCGACCACUGUUCUUCGGCCUCUUCUCUUCUUUUCUAUUCUGAUUCACGUGUUCUUCCCUGUUUGAUUCUGCCAGCUCUCAAACUGCGGCUCCCGCGGCAGUGGCUCAACGGUCAACAUUUCAUUUCACCGUCCUCGCUCGGUAGCCAAAAAUUUCAUUUCAGAUUCCAAA